Molecule: messenger RNA, 3333 nt
Organism: Seminavis robusta
Lineage: Eukaryota; Bacillariophyta; Bacillariophyceae; Naviculales; Naviculaceae
Source: the annotation of a GenBank genome assembly
CAAUGAGCAAAACCCGACACUACUGCUUCGUCUAGCUGCUGCUGCUGCUGCUGCAUUCUCACUCACUCACCAAGCAAUGUCGUUGACCGAACGCCUUUUGCAUGCCCAAGAAGAGACUCAUUACCAUUUCAAUCCUCCCGAGAAAAAGCACAAUCGUACGGCAGCACAACUGAAUGCGGUCAACUACAUUCGCAAAGUGAAUGCCGUCUGGAGUCUCUUUGGUUCGGCCUACAUUAUCUAUGAUUCCAUUCGCACGUUGCGACAACGACGAGGCAAAUCGUCUGGUGAACGAACUUCUUCCUACAUUCUGUUGGCAUUGAGUCUGUGUGACUUUUCGUCCAGCUUGUGGCUCUUUUUGGCCGAUUGGACCAGUCCGGAUCCAUUUGUACCGUACGAAGAGACUCCCACAGUGUGUAAAGUCCAAGGCUUCUUUGUCCAGUUGGGACUCUGUGUUCCCGUCUACAAUGCCAGUUUGGCCAUUUGUUACUAUUUGCUCAUUUGCCGUCGUCAUCAGGGCAUUCGAUCCAAACGACAAAGUAGUAAUCAACAAUCGUCGUUUCUGCGCAGUGUCACUCCGAUGCUUCUGAUUGGGUUGCCCAUGAUGUGGGGACUCUCCACCGCCGUGUCAGGACUGCUUUUGGACCUCUACCAUCUCUAUGGACCCAUGGGGGUAUGCUGGAUUGCUGGAUCUCCCAUUCGAUGUGCUCCCGGGGGAGCAUUGGAACACACGCCGCAGUGCCGUCGACAAGGUCAAUUGGAUACCUACCGAUUGGUAUUUGGCUUCUUGCCACUGCUCCUGUGCUUUGUCGUCAUGAUUAUUUUCUUUACCAUCAUCUUUUUCAAAGUGCGGAAACGAGAACUCACCAGUGAAAAGUGGAACAAAAGUUGGAUGCAACUCGACACAGGUGGCAGUAGCAGUCUCUUUUACAAUGACACGAAUAAUAGCAGAGAAGAAGCACCACCACCACAAUCUCCUCGCCAAGCAGAAGAGUCAAAGAAAAUUACUGCCAAUGACAACAACCAAUCCAAUAGUGGUGGCGAGGAAACAAAGCAGGAGGAGCGACCCAAGAGUCCCGUGGAGUUGGAGCUGGAGGCUGGUGUUGCUGUGGAAUUGGAUGACAUGCCCACGUUUGCAGAAUUGGAGGCAUGUCCCUUGGAGAUGAUUCCGGGUAAAGACCCAGAAGAAAAAUACUCAGAAGACGACAACACACCAAAAACUUGUUCUUUUGAGAUUCGCAAUAGUGCGAAUACGGUCACCACCACCACCACAACAACCACCAGUCUCCGACAAAGCGACAAGACCACCAGCCUCCGACGCAGUGACAAGAGAAGGAUAUCGAAGUCGCAACAAGUGGCCAUGCAAAGCUUGUGCUAUGCAGUGGCAUUCUUUUUGACAUGGACGUUUCCCUUUAUCAGUUGGAUCACGACAAGUUACUUUUUGAAACGAUACUACGCACUCGAUGUGCUGACAUCCUUCUUUCUUCCCUUGCAAGGACUCUUCAAUGCUCUGGUGUAUUUGAGGCCUCGGUACCUGCAGUUUCGAGAGGGGAACCCUGACUGGUCCCUGUGGAAAGCGGUGACGGGUGGCUCAUGCUGCCGUCGCAGCAGCUCCAAAAACGACAACAACAACAACAAUUCGCAAGGCUGAAGGAAAGAUGCUGGGUCGAUGGGAUUUUAUUCUAUCCAUGAUGCUGCUGCUUGUUUCGGCCAAGACUUUUUGCAACUGUCGAAAGUACGGUUGCCACUCUGCCAAUCUCAAACACUCCAGCAAUCCCAGGGGCAACCAAGUCUGAUUCGAUUCGAUUCCACAAUUCAUGACUCGCCAGAGGGAUGGAAAGGCGUUAACGUUCCUCUCAGAUGUCCACUGCUGCGCGGUUGGAUUGGCAUUUUCUCUUGCUUGAUUGACUCCGGCACGAUCUUUUCAGUGCUUGUGGGGUGUUUGCUCCCAAGAGAAAGAAAGAACAAGGGCCUUCCAACCGCGCAAACAGCAACCUGGGCCGCCCUCCACCUUUAAAAAUCAUGGGUGACGGCUUGCUUAGGCACGCUAUUUAGCUCGAAAAACAACGAUUGCUUUUCAGCUGAAAAAUCAACGAAAGCACGAUUAGUGAAUGAGAAUUACUCUCGCAUACUACUGUCUAUCGGUACUGUCAACCUCAAAGACUCCAAGGUCCAGCGGAAGAUUUAUCCACACGUGUUGAAUGUCGGUCACUUUUCGUCUUGGGCAGAUGAAUUCGCGGACGCCUCGGUUGCCCAGUUCAUCCAUUGUAUAACCGUCCCCUUGGAAGAGGCGGGUACACUUCCAAGUGGCGCUCAAAAAGGCUCGAGCAUGUGCCACGGUAUCGCAUUCAUCCGGCAAAGCAGCGUAUUUGUGUAUGGUGUUUACACUGCGGUGCAUGUCGCCUGGCAAAUAAUCAAAAUCGAUACCAGUCUCGGCCACGAGUUCGUCAAAAGGCUUGGGCUUGAGUACGGGCAAGUGUUUCUCCAAGCGUUUUCCGGCUUCCAUAGAUUCAGCGUAGGUCAAAGCCAGCAGAUUGUCCCAUGUCGGAGACACCAUCUGAAACGUCUCAUCAGCGGCAAAGAGGACCAUGCGGAACUCUGCUCCAUUCUUUAACUCGUUCUGGAUAUAUUUGUCGUCGAAUCCAAUGAGUCGCAGGAUUUCUAGCGAUGUCUUUCCAGCACACAAACCCAAGCUUUCACUACCAAUGACGAACGGGUAGAUUUGGCUGGGUCUCGACAAGUAAUCAAAAUGCCCCAACUCGGGGCGGCCAGAAAGGAUUCUAGCACCGAGCCCGUUAAAGUCGCCAGCUUGUUCGAAACCCUCAAUCUUCGUUGACCCAUCGACAGGCGAAAUCAAACGAGCAACGCUCUCCAGACGACUUUCCAUCGUCGAUGGGGAGCCGUCGUUGCUGGUAUCCAAAUUUUGGAGGAUCUUUUUGUGGUUGCCCCUCAACCCCAACAAAGCAAUCGUGUCGUGUCUUUUUGUUUGCCACGUCUGGAACCUCCGCAACCGCAUUAUUAUUGCUAUUCCUGUUUGCGGAAAAGGUCGGCGACUCCCAUGCUCGAGAUUCGACAACGACAGUUGGGGCUCGAAAGGCCAUCCUGGUGAGCAAUCCUUGAGGUUUCGGAAGGCACAACGGAGGAUGUUGCCGCAGGCCGCCCGCACUCUCCAAACCCUGUUGGAUGGCCGCGACAGCGUCUUCAUAGGGGUAUACCCAAAGUGGAGGAUACUCUCUAGUUUUGACUAAUGCCAUAUACCAGCCCUAGCUCUAUGUUGCUACUGUACUCUUUUGACAGGGCCUAGCUAGCUACUGACGAUACGAGCAGAGAUGUUGC